Messenger RNA from Nezara viridula (southern green stink bug), 2442 nucleotides. The record is from the annotation of a GenBank genome assembly. NCBI's taxonomy places the organism in Eukaryota, Metazoa, Arthropoda, Insecta, Hemiptera, Pentatomidae.
GGAAGGUUAGCAACAAUGCCGUCGUUAUUGAAAGUGAAGACUGUCAAACAAAACUAUUUGAAAAGAAAAAACUGUACGCCACUGCAGAUUAUUAUGGACGAUUUGGCUGUACUUAAUACUGAAAUAUGUGUUGGAAAGUGUGAACCAAAUAUUAUAAUAAGUAAAAAAUUGUGUAAAGUCGUUAACAAUGAAAAUAAUUUAGAGGAAAGUGAAGUGUUAAAACUUGCAGAAAUCUUCCAAACCAACUCCAUAACAAGUUUAGAUUUAUCUAAUUGUCACUUGUUGGACUUUCCUUUUAGUUUUUGUUCUUUAGAUUAUAUCACUGAUUUAAAUAUUUCUGGAAAUAAACUUGAAAAGCUUCCCGAUGAAUUUGUUAAUAUAAAAAAAUUGAGAAUCUUGAAUGUUUCUUAUAAUUUCUUACAUGAGUUUCCCUCUGCAUUAUACAGCGGACUUCAUCUUAUUAAAUUUAUAAAUAUAUCUAAUAACAAAAUUACUUGUAUUCGAAAACCCCCUUGCUGCCUACCUAAACUUCAACAUCUCGAUCUCAGCUCGAAUUGUUUAUGUGAACCGCCUUCUUGGCUCUUAGAUGAUUUACCAAGUCAUUUAGAAUACCUUGAUUUAUCAAAUAAUUCUUGCUUUGAAGAUUAUUCUGAAAAUAAGAACACAUGUUCUGAAAAUAAGGUUGCUGGUAAGAUAAAAACACUGAAAUUAUCGAAUUGCAAGUUUCGAGAAGCUAUUUGCAGCUAUCUGCUUAAUUUUAAAAGUUUAAAUAUUUUAGAUUUUGGAAAUAUUGGUAUUAAGCCUCAAACUUCAAACUUUGUUUCUUAUCUAAAAUGUUCAUUACCUUCAUCCAUUGAAAAACUUGUGAUGGUUAAUAUUGGACUGGGUGGUGUUCCAAGCUCUGUUACUGAUUUAUCAAAUCUGAGGUACUUGGAUAUUUCUGAUAAUAUGAUUCAUUGGCUGCCAGCUUCAAUAAAAAAUGUAUGUUCAUUAACUGUACUGUACGCCAAGUCUUGCAACCUCUGUAUUAUACCUUGUGAAAUGAAUGAACUUGUGUCAUUAAAAGAGCUUUAUCUCAGUUCAAAUCAGUUAGCUUCUACUGAAGGAUUUGAACACUUAGUCAACCUUGAAGUUCUUGAUUUAUAUGCAAAUCAGUUUAUCUCUUUGCCUAACUUAAAUAAAUUUUCUAAACUUAAUAGUUUCGACAUAUGUCAAAAUUAUGUGGAGCCUCCAUCAAUUAUUGAAAUUAAUGAUCUCAAGUAUAAUUAUGCGGAUCUGAAAGCUAAUUUACGAUCAAAAAUUAAAAGCUGUAAUAGAAUAGAUGGGGAAAAAGAAUUUUCUACAGCUCCCGAAGAUGACCUUAGCGAUGAAUAUAUUGAUGAAACUUCUAUAGAAGAGGAGUUUGGUGAUGCAGAAUCAGAAGAUGCUUGUACACUGCAAAAUGAAACUAGCUUGGAUCAUAGUCAAGAUUGGUGGGACCAAGAUGAAAAUGAAUGUUUUGAUCCUAAUGCUUGGACUAAAGAAGUAGUACAAAUUACAAGAAAAGAAAGUUAUGAAAGUCUUUCAGGGGAAAUACCAUAUGAAGUGACAACCCAUCCUCAUUACUUUACUCCAUAUCAGUUAGUUACUCCUAUUACUGUUAGUAAAACUACUUUACCACCACCCGUUGAAGGGCAAUUUGAUGAUUGAAUUUUAUUAGUUUUUAAUUAUUUAUUAAUAUUGAUAUUACAAGUGCUGUGUUUGCUUUAAUUGUUAGUAAGAAUUUGAUUUGUGAUUGAUAUACCAUGAUAUCAUAAGUUAUUUGUAGAUUUUGAAAACAUAUAGGUAAAAUAUAUCUUAUCCAUAUCAAUUUUAUUGUAUCAUAACAUUUUUAUAUUUUGUUUUAUAACCAAUGAGUAUUUCUGUGUAUUAUUUAUAAUUUAAGAAUUAUUGUGAGUCCUAAAUCAAAUUUGAUAUUGAAUGAUGUCGAUAGUUUUUCAUCUCUUAUGAAAUUAUAUUUCACUGAAAUAGUCCUAAUAUAAAACUUUAAUUUUAAUAUAAAAGAUGUAAAAUAGAAGAAAUUCUAAUUAUAAAUAAGUGAGUUUCCUGCCAUUACUAAUUUGCUCAGGGUAAUAAAUAUAACUAUUUUAUUAUUUUAUAUGUUCUUAUUUAGAUACAUAUUAAAAUUUUGUUUAAUUUAUUAUAUUUUAUUGUGUUAAUAUUUGAUUUUAUUAUUUCAAUUUGAUAUUAUAUAUACAAAUAAAUAAAAUCAAUUGAAAAAUAUAAAGGUUGUAGUAUUGUCACAGACAGCUGUCAUGCAGCUAAUGAAUGCAUGCCAUUGGGAUGUGGAUCCUUUUGAAUUUCAGGGUUAUUCUAAACUAAUUAAAGUAGGUGUUCUGUAUUUUUUCAAAAUUUCAAGCUAUUCUGAGGCACUAAAAUUCCGAUCGGACAUUACACUGAUUG